Molecule: messenger RNA, 162 nt
Organism: Heterobasidion irregulare TC 32-1
Lineage: Eukaryota; Fungi; Basidiomycota; Agaricomycetes; Russulales; Bondarzewiaceae
Exons: 1
Coding region: 1-162 (53 amino acids)
Source: RefSeq, a predicted model, not a curated record
AUGCUAUCCCCGCGCGCUUCCCCUUGUCCCGUCAAGCCCAAGUUAGACUCAUCUAGCCCACGCCCGUCCGCCACCGAAUGCCCUCGAUCCCUUUCAUCCCUUGAGCUCACGCAUCCGCCUUCGCCUGCGACCCAGAUCCGACCCAGAUCCGCUUCCGCAUGA